AUGUAUCUUAUAUACAGAUAUGGUGAAGCAAUUGAAUGUUAUCAAGAAGCUUUAAUAUGCUUGGAAAAAGAUGAUCCGCUUGUCUAUACAACUAUGAUUAGUGUACUAGAAAAAAUGGGUUUCAUUUUUAAUAUUCAACAUCAAUACGAUGAAGCAUUGAAUGCUCAACGUCGAGCUUUACAAAUUCGGAACGAAAACAAACCUAUUGAUCACUUAAUGAUUGCCAAAAAUCUUAAAGAAAUCGGUAAUAUACUUUUUAAACAAGAAGACUAUGAUGAUGCUCUAAAUUAUUAUCAACAAGCAUUAACGAUAUUUGAAGAAAAAUACCCCAAAAAUCAUAUUGAAAUAACUAAUUGUUUACGAGAGAUUGGUCUUGCUUGGAAUUCAAAAACAGAUUACGAUCGUGCUGCGGAAUAUUUCGAGAAAUGUCUGCAUAUUAUAGAAGCUAGUGUAUCUUUAGCUGAUCCUAUGAUCAGUGACAUUAUACUCUAUUUGAGUCUAGUAGAAGAAAAAAGAAAUCAUCGUGAACUUUCAUUGGCACAUGAAAUCAAUUAUUGUUUGAUUUGUCUUAAAUUUCGACCAUUAGAUCAAAGACCUAUUGGUUAUAGUUUUUCUCGAAUUGGUCAACAUUAUGAACAUUUGAAUAAACCAAUAUUAGCCAUUGAUUAUUAUAGACAAGCGUUAACUAUAUUUCAAAAUUGUUUACCAGAAUGGCAUGAAAGUCGAAUAGAUAUGGAACUAAAGUUAGAACGACUCUCGAAAGAAACAAUCAUGUGA
This is a messenger RNA of Rotaria sp. Silwood1, 777 nucleotides long. Lineage: Eukaryota; Metazoa; Rotifera; Eurotatoria; Philodinida; Philodinidae. The record is from the annotation of a GenBank genome assembly.